Cyclospora cayetanensis is the source of this 3435-nucleotide messenger RNA. Its product is annotated as probable serine/threonine-protein kinase yakA. The transcript is spliced from 4 exons. The record is from RefSeq and is a predicted model, not a curated record. NCBI's taxonomy places the organism in Eukaryota, Apicomplexa, Conoidasida, Eucoccidiorida, Eimeriidae. The coding region runs from base 1 to 3435 and encodes 1144 amino acids.
AUGGAGCGGCUCCUAAAUCAGCCUCUGCAGCAGCUGCUGCACUCCCCUCUGUUGAAGCGGGAGGAGGAAGCAUCCUCCUCGGGGGUACUGACAGCGCCACCAUUCCGCGCCGAAGAGGAGCAGCAGCAACAGCAGCACAUGCAGCAGCAACAGCAGCACAUGCAGCAGCAACAGCAGUGCAUGCAGCAGCAACAGCAGCACAUGCAGCAGCAACAGCAGCACAUGCAGCAGCAGAAGGCGCAAGCCGAUCUUCGCUGCUUCCAGUACAGUCUUAUGGGAUCUCCUGCAGGUGCUCUUUGGAGUGCUAGAAUGUGGGGUGUAGAGCGGCUACCCGAGCUGCUUCCACCGAAUGUGAGCACUGCUGCUGCUGCUGCUGCACUCGGCAGCACCAGCAGCAACGGCAAUGGCAAUGGCAACAACAGCAACAACAACACCUUUGAGUCCUUUAUAGAUGACUUGGCAGUCUCCGAUUUUUUGGGGUCGCUCCAACAGCGCGUGCUGUGGUGCAGCAAACUUGAACGCCAGCUGCACGAUCUGCACCAGCAGCAGCAACGGCAUGAAUUGCUGCUGCGGGAGGGCUUACUGCUUCAUUCUACACUGUCGCUCUUCUCGUUUGCGCCAGACCGCUUCAGUCAUCAAGGGGGGCAGCAGAACGUGCUGCAUUUUCCUGCAUACAGGAUUUCCGCUGCUGCCGCUGCUGCGGCAGGCUUGCUGCCCCUCGCGGCUUACGGAGGCAGCAGCAGCAACGUCGCCGCAGCGUCUUCACUGCAUGCGCUGCAGCAGCAUGCAGCAGAGAACCUCGCAGAGGAGGAGGAAUUCGCAGGGGGCAGUGCCAGCAGCAGAACGAGCAGCAGCAGCAGCGGAAAUGGUGGCAGUGGCAGAGGAGCAGCGUCGUCGGCAUCUGCAGAUGUCAAGGGAGACACCUCAGCAGAAGGCGGCUCUCCCCAAAGCUGCUCAGGACGUGUUGUAUAUCCGUACGAAUUAUACAGAACUGCUGUUAUUCCGACAGUUUGUCGGCACAGGGAGUUGGGGAUGGAGGGUGUUGCGGCUGCUGCAAGGAAGCUCCUGGAAGAGACGCGGAGCGAUGGGGAUGAGCAGCAGCAGCAACAGCAACUUGCAGAAGCAAUGAGCGCGGCUUUGCCACUGUCUGUGCGAAGCCUGCUGUGCCUCUGCAGCAUUGCUGUGGAGUUUUGUGUUUCGUCCCUGCGGCAGCAGGUGGCUAGCCAUCUGGCUAGCUUGCAGCUGCUCUCUUCCGCGCUAGAUGCCGUGUGUGCAAUGGAGGGUUCUCUCCUCAGCGCUGUGUAUAGCACUCCUCAGCAUGUGAUCUCUUGUCUCCAGCAGCGAGGCAGCGGUGUCUCGGGAAUACGCCGUCAGCAGCACAUGCAGCAGCAGCACAUGCAGCAGCAGUCCAUGCAGCAGCAGCACAUGCAGCAGCAGCACAUGCAGCAGCAGCACCAAGGGCCUUCCUGGGUAGCUGCCUUAGCACAGCCACCUCGGAAGAUUUCUGAGUGGCGAGAAUAUGUCGCGGCGUUCAAUGACUUUAUUCCUGUGAAGCCUCAACAGAGUCUUCCGAAGGCCAGUGUUUCGACAUCCGGGGAUGUGUCUUCGGAGACAGCUGUGACUAGCGCAAAGCGGAAGCGCAUGCCUGCCGAAGAGAUGCAGCAGCAGAUCAGCAGCAGCAGGAGUUCGACUGUCGCGACUCCUGCGGCGGCAGCGGCUUCUUCGGGGAUAGGAGGAGCAGUGCUUCAGCACAGCGAGAUGUGGAUGGGGAAAAAUGAUCUGGUGGACGGCAGCAAGCUGCUCCGAACGAGCAGCCGAGACUUGCUUCAGCUGCUGCAUCGUCAGCACGGCAGCAGUGAAGCCGUGGUUGCCGGGAGCAGUUGCAGCGGCAGCAGUCCGUACAGGGAGUUGCGGCAGCAGCUGCUGCCGCAGCGCUCUCGAUCGAUACAGUCUGUCCUCUCUUAUGCCGGGGAAAGCGGCAGCAGCAACACAACGAGCCGGCAGAAUAGCCUCGAAGUGCUGCUGCUGCAGCUGCGGCAGCAGUCUGCAGAGGCUACUGCGGGCGCUGGAAUGGAAGCACUCUCCGCUGCGCUUUCUUCGAGGCUGUCUGCAGCAGCUGAAGAGACGGAUGCGGAGACAGGGAGCUUGUGGCUGCAACAGAUGCAGCAGGAAGCAGCAGCCUCUCCCCCCACGUUUCUUAUGAGGAUGUCGAGCGAUGAGGUGUCUUCGGACGCGGUGUUGCAGCAGCUGCAGCGGCAGCUGACGGAUUCGCAGCAGCAGCAGCAGCAACAGCAGCAGCCGCAGCAGCAAUACCAAGAGGAGGAGCUUCAUCAGCAGCAGCUCCGGUUGCUCGAGAAGGCAGGAGUCAGCACAGACUGCAGCAGUAGCAGCUUAGUCUCUCCUGCCUUUGGUGCGCGUCUAGUAGAUGACACAGUGAAGCAACAGCAGGAGCUGCAGCACCAGGUUCUGGUAGCAAGCCAUGGUAGUCUUGGCAGUGGUAGUGGUGGGAGUAGCAGCUGCAGCAACAACGCUAUUGACGCUUCGAAGGAGGAUGCCUUUGUUUUACAGCCGGCGGGGUCAGUUUCUUCGCUCUCGACUCCUGAGCCGUAUAGCACGUUCUUGGAUUUGCGCAAUAGCAGCGGCAACUUCAGCAGCCGCCAGCUGGCGCCUCUGCAAUUGCAGCAGCAGCAGCAGCGAGUUGUGCUGCAACAAGCGGGAAUGAGUCGUACCACGCGAUCUGCAGCGAGCAAUGCAGUGUCUAGUGGCAGCUUGAGCUGGGAGUUGCGAGCAGCGGCAGCAGGCGGAGGAGGAGGUGGCUGUUGUCGGAGUGGCGGCAAUGGGAGCAUUGGGAUGGGGUGUGUAUCUCCAACUGCAUCGGAUGUUUCUCUGCGAAGCAGUGGGGGGAGUGCGAGUGCGGGAGCAGCAGCAGCGCCAUCGGCAGGAGGGGGGGUUGGUACAACAGCGGCUGUCGCGUAUCUGCCGCUUAUAGAUGACAUCUUGAUGCGCGUCGAGGAGAAGCAGCUGCAGCUGCCAGCGAAGGUUCCUGGGGUGUGUUUUAAUCCGUCUGACAAUACGUGGAGUGCUCAGUGGACUUUGCCUGCGGAUGGCAGUGGGGGUGGUGGCAGUGGGGGUGGGGGUGGGGUUGGUGGCGGUGGGGGUGGUGGCAGUGGGGGUGGGGUUGGUGGCAGUGGGAGUGGCAGCAGUAGGAAGAGGAGGAAGAGGACUUUUAGCAUUAACAUAUACGGGAACGACACUGCGAGGCGCAUGGCGGUUGCAUGCCGUCUCCAAGCGGAGAAGAGGCAGUUGCAGCUGCAACAGGGAGAUGCUGGUGCAGCAGCAAGGAGAAGCACGUCAUGUGCUGCGCCUCAUGUUGCGAAUCUCGCCGCUGCAGUGCUCGCUGCUGCUGCAGGCAUGGAUGCGAGCAUUGCGUCUUGA